This is a messenger RNA of Pieris macdunnoughi, 2001 nucleotides long. The record is from the annotation of a GenBank genome assembly. NCBI's taxonomy places the organism in Eukaryota, Metazoa, Arthropoda, Insecta, Lepidoptera, Pieridae.
AUGGGAAAAUUAAAAGCUUGUAGGAUUUGUUUACAAAUGGACCUCAGACUGGAAAAUAUACAAUCCAACUUUUUGGGACUAUAUUAUGAAAUAAUUACGGGGUUGAACCUAAAUGAAAACGAAUUACCAGGAUAUUGCUGUUAUCAAUGUGCUGCUUUAUUGAAGAAAUUCUAUUCAUUUAGACAGAAAAGCCUUAAAGGUCUAGAAAUGCUGCAAGGUGUUUUGGAGACUUAUGGCAAGAUUACAGAAGAUACUAUGAGAAAAAUAGAACAGAAAAAUUCUUGUUCAAAAUCUGGCUUGAGUACUUUUAAUGGUUUUUCAAUAAAUAUUUUCCCUGAAGGAGUUGAAGAAGAUACAAUGGUAAAUGAAAUCAAUGUAUCUAUUGAAGCCAGCCAUGAUUUUAAAAAUGACAAUACUGCCUUAGACUUGUACGACUUAAUCAAAGAAGAGCCUUGUGAAAAACUAAAUAGUGAUGUUGAUGAAACUUAUGAAGAUUGGUUAAGUGAUGAUGAGCCUCUUGCAGUACACAAGAGUAUUAAAAAGAAAAUAGAAAAGAAAAAGAUAGUCAAAGAAGAAAUAAAGGAAGAAACAGUGGAGGUACCAAAAACAAAAACCUCAAAAUUAAAAAAAUCCAUAAAAGUGAAUAAGAAACCAGUUAAACUUUUAAGAAAAGAUGUAAUUCAACCUAAACAAAUCCAAGAUUUCAAUUUUGAGAGCUAUGUCGAUGUCAUCACACUAACGGAAGAAGAGCAAAAAGAAGAAAUAAGUAAACGUAAAGAAUCGGAAAAUUACCAAAGUGCACCAUUCAAAUGCGAGUUGUGUUUUAAAGUUUUUCUAGACACACAAACCUGGCAACACCAUAUGAAGAAACAUGAUGUGUCGUCAGGCCGUGUGCAGUGCGAAAUAUGUAAGUUGCGUUUCAAAUCGCAACAUUGUCUUAACAAACAUAUUAUGUGUCACGCGAAGAAGUACAAAUGCAAAUACUGCCCAUACAUUUCGCGAAACACAACACAAGCGUGGAAUCAUGUAUUUUGGCAUCAAGGGGUUACGUAUAAGUGUCCGCAUUGCGAUGAGCAGUUUUCCCAAUGGACGUCGUACCUCAGCCACGUGCGAAUAAAGCAUCCAUCGGACUACAUCUGCCCUUACUGCGGCUACUCCUUCGUGUCACAACACGGUCUUAACAUGCACAAGAGCUUAAUGCACCGCGGUGUCGCUGACCUGAAUGAAGACAACAAAGACCUGCCGUUCUGUUCAUCCUGCGACAUGAAGUUCGCAUCGGAGGAGGCUCACAAGCGACACUUGGUGACAGCAAAAAAACAUAUACUGGACUCUGAGAAGAAGAAUGGAUGUCGCGAAUGCGGUGAAAAGUUCUCUAGUAUUGACGAACUGCGAGUACACUCGCGUACUGCGCACACGCACAAAGCGUGUGAUGCUUUGCUUCAACGGUAUAAACGGAACUCUGAUAGUCGCACUUGGCCCACUAAAUGCCCGCAUUGCUCUGAAGAAAUAGCAAACGCACGUCAGUACUGGUCGCACUUUAGACGGAACCAUCCCGAUGAAGUUUAUCCCGUAGAGAAGAAAUAUAUCUGUGAUAUCUGUGGAAAAUCAUUCCGGGGAAAUGCCUUCCUGACCUAUCACAAGCGGAUCCAUACCGGUGAAAAGCCCUUCAAAUGCAAGCAAUGUGAUAAAAGAUUCUUUAACCGAACUAAUCUCCUGAUGCACGAGAAAACACAUUCUGAGCAGCGGCCUUAUAUCUGCUGUGUUUGUGGAAAAGGCUUCAAGAGUAAAGGGGCGCUUGAUAGGCAUUUCCGGUGUCACACGGGCGAUAGACCAUACAAAUGUGAACUGUGCGGUAAAGCCUUCGCCCAAUCCAAUAGUUGUAAGGUCCAUGUGCAUACCGUACAUCUCAAACAGCCCUCGCCAUACAUCAGCCGUGCUAGACUUCAGAAGAGGGUUAAGAAUUUAGCAACGGACAAACAAACUGUAUUAUAUUGUACAUAA